AAAGUGAAUUAUGGCUUUUCACAGUCGACGAAAUUUUAGAGUCCAUGGUGGACACUUAAGAAUCGGACGAAUGGCCUGUUCCUUAUGCAAUAAUUACGUAAUGGGUAGCUCGUUAUAUGUGAUUGUUUUGGGCCUUAUUGGGACCGUAGUCACGGCUUUUGACAUAAUAUGCACAAUAAAUUGUAAAAUUCCCAGGAUGUCAUCACGCCGUAGGAACAAUCAAGAAGUGCCCUUUACUGUCGAGAGGGAUUUGAAGUUAAUGACAUCAAUCUUGGGAAUCGAGCAUUACACUUUAAUUAUGUUAGGCGCAAUCACAGAAUACCCUAUGCUACACACACCGUGGUUACUCAUGCAACUUUGUGUCAUCAUUGUGGAGAUCAUUGUCUUCUUUGUGAGAUUCUUCCUAGAUGGUUUGCACAUCAAACGCAAUGAAAUAUUGCAAGCAAUGUUUAUCUUAUACAAUUGGUUGCAAGUCUUCUGUCUUUUUCAUCAGCAAACACGACAAGUUAUUUAG
Molecule: messenger RNA, 514 nt
Organism: Cyphomyrmex costatus
Lineage: Eukaryota; Metazoa; Arthropoda; Insecta; Hymenoptera; Formicidae
Exons: 5
Coding region: 11-514 (167 amino acids)
Source: RefSeq, a predicted model, not a curated record